Molecule: messenger RNA, 711 nt
Organism: Linum tenue
Lineage: Eukaryota; Viridiplantae; Streptophyta; Magnoliopsida; Malpighiales; Linaceae
Source: the annotation of a GenBank genome assembly
CCGUCCCCGCACUCGACGCUUCCACUGCUUCCCUAAACCCCUGACCCUGAGUUCUCCACUCGCCUCUCUUCUCUAGCUGUAACCCUCUACCGUUCCCGACUCCCGGAAAAUGGCGAAGCGUUUGAUUCCAGCCUUCAAUCGCAUUUUGGUCGAGAAGAUUGUCCCUCCUUCCAAGACUACCGCCGGCAUCCUCCUUCCGGAGAAAACCUCCAAGCUGAACUCUUGCAAAGUAGUUGUUGUGGGUUUUGGACUUCGUGACAAGAGUGGGAAUCAGAUUCCUGUGGCGGUGAAGGAAGGACAGACGGUUCUUUUGCCCGAGUAUGGAGGAACUGAAGUGAAGCUUGGUGAUAAGGAACUCACAAGUCAAUCGCCGCGGAUCAAACCCAAGCUUCCAAUCUUCGCUCUCUCCGUCGCCGCCGCACGUUCGAGUCGCGAAGCACAACCCAGCAGCCCAAAGCGCUCCGCUCCCAUCGCCGUCGGACCCAUUCUCCGUCGACCCAACCCUGCUGCUCGUGUCGUCCCCAUCGCAGUUGGAGCUUUCCCGCUCAACCAAGAAGCCCAGGGCCUCGUUGGAGUUCAGGUUAGUAGGAGCAGCAAGCCACCGCUAGAGCUUGGAAAGUAGAAGGGGAGCAGAGGACCUCGACUUUGUUUUCUUGCUCUUUUAAUUCUUAGUUUUGUUUUAUUGUUUGCUGGUGGUUCCCAGAGAGAUAU